GAUCAAAUUAAACAGUAGAGUUCCUUGGUUAUAUAGUUGUUAGUUUUGAUAUUUUUAUGAUACUUGUACUGAAAGACACUGCAAUAUUUGCAGUUUAAAACUGGAUUUGGAAUUUUGCCAUUUUAAUACAACGUCCAAGGUCAACAUUCCUAAUAAGGUAGAACUCCGCCUUACUACUUUUUGAUUGGGUGACAAAAUGUGAUAAUACUUGAAUCAGACUAUUGAUCCCUUCAUUCAUAAAACUGCGAAGGAAUACGUAACAGUGAUAUAUUCUGAGGAUUUAUUCCAACUUUAUAAAAUACAAUAUAUUAUACAGUGAUUUUAAUUUGAUUUAGAUAUAUUGGAAAAUAUUUACAAUUUUGGUGUUACUCCGAUGGCUACAGUGGACUUAGAUUUGACAGGUCAACAAGAAUUUUUUGAUGAUCAGAUCGUACCAGACCAAGACGACUGUUUCUUACCGCCAAGCGAUAUAGUCCCACCACCUCAAUUUAAUGCGAAAGAUCUGGACAACUUUUUUGCAUCCUUAGACGGAUAUCCAGACAAGAAGCCUCGCCGGGAGAGCUCGUCACUUGUGGAUGAGUUCUUUCAGGAUGACAAGAACGCUCCCGAACUGCUCACCGCUAAACAACGCAUGAACAUGCUGUAUGCAAACAGAGAUACGUCUUACAUGAAGACAAGUAUUCUUCAAGGCAAAUCUCAUGAGAGACGGGAAAGUUCUUCAUUAAUCGACGAAUACUUCGGCCAAUCUCCACUCAAAAAGACCAAAUUAAACAACGCACAUGACGGUACUUUAGGUAGUAAACCAGAAGGUAGCUAUUUUGACAUGACUGCGACAGUGAUGGGAGGAAACGGACUUAUGUCUUUUCCGAGUCUAUCUGGACAGUGUUUACAGGAACAAUCUAAGAAAGUUGUUGAUUCCCUAUGGGAGGAUAUAAGAGACAGUAUUGACAUUGAAAAUUAUUCCGAAUCUGACAGUGGCAGCGAGUGCGAUUUACAACGCGUUAAAAUUGAACAGCCAGACCCAUCGUACAAGUCUUCAUGUCAGUUUGAAAACGCAAGAAGUUCAAGCUAUGAAAAUUUGACUGUUAAGCCAGAACCAGUAUCUUCAAGUUGUGCAACUGACAGGUCAAUGAAUAGCCCUGUAAAUUCUAGACCAAACAGUCUUCAAGUUUCUCGUCAGCAAAACAUUGUGAUGACUUCGCCCGGAUCUGGCGUUGUUCAGUAUGUUUCACAAGCUGGUUUAAAUAAAAGUUUGACAUCAUCUAAAUCCUAUACUCCAACUCAGACACCACCACACUGCGUUCCAGUAUUUUUACCGCCAACUCCACCAAACUCGCAGCCAGGCAGUCCUAGUCAAGAACAGUCUCUCAGAAGAACACCACCACCGCCGUAUCCAGGAUUCGUUAGGCCACAGUCUCGAACACCCAUGACAUCAAUGCCAUUAGCAUUUACUCCCAUUCCACUACCAAUAUCAGCAAGAGACGAAGACAAGCCACGUAAAUAUCAACAGACACACCCUGGAUGUUCUACUAUCAAAUACAACAGAAAAAACAAUCCAGAGUUGGAGAAAAGAAGAAUCCAUUUCUGUGAAUUCCCAGGAUGUAGAAAAGCUUACACCAAGAGUUCUCAUUUGAAAGCCCAUCAAAGAAUACAUACAGGAGAGAAGCCUUAUACCUGCCAUUUUCCAAGCUGUCAGUGGAGAUUUGCUCGGUCAGACGAGUUAACUCGACACAUACGAAAACAUACGGGAGCCAAACCUUUCAAGUGUAAAGUCUGCGAUAGAUGUUUUGCUAGAUCUGACCACUUGGCUCUCCAUAUGAAGAGACAUGAACCAAAGAAGUGAACCCUCCCAGGUUGACUUUGUCGACAUCUUUUUGGUGAAACUAGAGCGAAUUAGUUUGCGACUCGCAUCUUAACACUGCUCAUACUCAUUUGACAACAGACUUGUUUGAAAGCCGUCAGUUAGUCGAACUGCAUGCUAAUUUUGGUGCAAAGGUUGAGAAAGCGGAAAGGACUAUUAUUUUUAGUCGGACGUUUUACCGUGAAACGUCAUUCCAUGGCCAGUAAAAUUUGAACAGCGAACGAUUCUGGAGUGUGAACUCAAUUGUUAGUUGUCCUGAUAGGACGUUUAGUCAAGACAUUUUUAAAGACUCGUUUCAAGUUAGGGUCUGUGUUAGAAAGUUGACUUGAUUUAAUAUUUUAUUUGUUGUUGAUCUCAUGUGAUAUUGUUAUUGUUAUUUUCAGCUGCUCUAUAGUAUUUCACUAUUUAAAUAUGUAGUUGGGUUUUUUUUUUUUUGCAAGUCUGACAUUUCGUCAAUUUUGACUGCCUGCACUGGUGCCAAGUUGAAAUAAUGAAGAUCAUCACCAUAUCAUGUUUACUUAAGAAAUCCAAACAAACAUUUUGACACAAACGAUUUUUAAUGUCAGACAAUUCAUGUCAAUUCCAUUUCAUAUCGCGCUUUCAUAUCAUACGGGUCCUUUUGGACAUGAGGUGAUUUACAUUACCAGUUCCGGUUUGAAAGCGAGUCCAUUUGUGUGAAUGUGAGCCCGGAUUGAAUGGGAAGUGAGAAGGUUGAUGGAACAGAAUGAUAGUACUUUUUUGUUGUGAUCUAUCUUUUUAUAUAAUGCUCAAUCUAUAAGGAUAGAUUUUAUUUUCUAUUUUUUGUACAUGUUUAUUAUAAAUGUGUUGCCGUAAAGUUAAAAAGCGGAAAUAAAUAUAAUAUUGUGA
This is a messenger RNA of Mytilus californianus (California mussel), 2728 nucleotides long. Its product is annotated as Krueppel-like factor 12. Gene Ontology annotation, molecular function: RNA polymerase II cis-regulatory region sequence-specific DNA binding; DNA-binding transcription factor activity, RNA polymerase II-specific. The transcript is spliced from 4 exons. Gene Ontology annotation, biological process: regulation of transcription by RNA polymerase II. Lineage: Eukaryota; Metazoa; Mollusca; Bivalvia; Mytilida; Mytilidae. The coding region runs from base 374 to 1843 and encodes 489 amino acids. The record is from RefSeq and is a predicted model, not a curated record.